This is a messenger RNA of Marmota flaviventris (yellow-bellied marmot), 1320 nucleotides long. The record is from RefSeq and is a predicted model, not a curated record. Lineage: Eukaryota; Metazoa; Chordata; Mammalia; Rodentia; Sciuridae.
AUGUCUACUAAUGUCCCAACAACCACAUGCAAUGACAGUGCAAGCCUUCCAGUUUCAGAGUUCUCUGGAAACCAGUCUCAAGCUGAAAAGUUGUCUCCAUCUAAAUUGGAGCACUCUGAUGAUGACAAAAACCUCCUCGACCUCCAUCCUCCUGAGGCCUCUUUUGAGAAUGAUACUACAGCCAUCCUUGUAGAGCCCGGAAACCUCUCAUUUCUAUGCCCUGAUGUCUUGGCCCUUCUGGAGAGACAUAUAAAAAAGAAGGGUGAUUUCCUGAUGCAGAACAAAAAGCAAAAGGAAACAAAAUCUUUUCCAAAAGAACUUAAGCCAGACGACCAAUUGAAUUCUUCAGGGAAAAGGUUAGAGUCAGUUGCUGAGCAACAGGACUCACCUGUCUCCCUUCCUUCACAGAGCAGUGAAGGCAAAUCAGAGGGAUUGCAGGUAGACCACCAGUCCUCAGAUCCUAAGACCUUUGAGGAUAACUUACCUAAAAAAUGUACCCAAUUCUUCUGGGGUCUCCCAUCUUUGCAUAGUGAGUCCUUGAAAUCUAUAGUACCUGAAUCAGGUGACUGUUCAACCUAUGUCUGCUUCAAUUCAAUGCCUAGUUCCUUUGAAGCCCCUGCAUCUCUAGUUCUACCCCCUCCCCCAACUCUGUCCUUGCCUGAGAUCCAAUCUCAACCCUUGACCCAAGCAUUGUGCCAAUCUCCUGUCCCACCCCAGGACCAGCUUCAGUGCCAAUCUCCUGUCCCACCCCAGGACCAGCUUCAAUUUUCAGUCCCUACCUUGUCACCACCCAUUUCAUCUCAGGUUAGUGAUGGUGGAGUGAGGAUUCAUAGAUUCCAGGAUGAGGUACACUCUCUCAUGCCAUCCAAAAUUCAUGACUUGGAAUAUAAUGUAUUACAGAAAGGACAGGAAAGUUUGUGGGGUUUACCCUCUGUGGUUCAAAAAUCCAAGGAAGAGUUUUGUCCUGCAGCUCCCAGUGUUUUAUCUGAUAGACGGUCCUCCAAGGCUUAUGCUCCAACAACCAUCAUUCUGGGAGAUUUUCCCCUCAAAAAAGAGCUUCGGAAGAAGCUAGAGCACCACCUUCAGAAAAGGCUUAUUCAACACCGGUGGGGUCUGCCCCGCAGAGUCCAUGAGUCUCUGUCAUCAAGGAUGAGUCCUGAAACAAAAAUUUCCGAGAUAUCUGAGUCAAAGUCCACUUAUGGACUUUCAUGGAUCUCUUUGUUUAAGGGUCAAAGUAGCAAAGAUUUACAAUUGAGCCAUCCCAGAAGUUUCCAUGAGAAGAGCUCAGAAUUACUUCCACUAGAGGAGAGAAUGAAGAAA